UUGCAGUGUAAAGUAUUGAAGACAUGCUUGUGCUACACUGUUCUGUGCUACACUGUGCUGUGCUACACUGUGCUGUUUAGGUGAAUGGCACAUGUAGAAAACCAGACUUAAUGAAGGUGUUGUGGUUGUAUUGUUUUAGAGAUCAGCAGAGUGGUUAAGCUAUGUGAAGACUGUUCUUGAACCAGUUAAAAUACUUGGUGGCUCCAUUGGCUUUGUUACUGGCUUACAAUAUUUAAUAAAAUGGGAAGCAAGCCUUCCUUCAUCCAUUCAAGUUCUGCUCUUAAUUGGAUUUAUUUUACUGUCUCUACUGGUUACUUAUUGUGUCAACAGUUCUGUUGGACGAGUGUAUUGUGCAGCUGUAGCAGUUCUAUUUGUGAUACAAUGGGUUAUUGCAUUUGAAAAAAGAGAUCCUUCUCGUGGAACUUGUUGGGAUUAUGUUCAAGACAGAAGUUUUGAGCUAUCUAACAGCAUUGACUUUGAAGAACACAUAGGAAUAGAUUCACUACGUUCUUCCAAACUUCUCAACAACUGGUAUAUGGACGAAAUAGAUGAAAUGAGGGCAAGCUGGACAGUGGACAAUACUCGUUGGUUGUUGACAAAACUUCUGCCUUGGACAGGCAAUCCAGGAUUCAUUGUGUUUUGUUGUUUACUACGAGGAAAGCACAAAUUGCCGAGAGUUGGAUGGGAAGUUUGUGAUGCUUGUGAGGAAUUUGAUUUUCAAAAGUGCAACAUCUCCAAGUCAGAAGCUCAUGCUUAUGUAAACAGAGAUCUUCCUUAUGAAACAUGUUGGGAUCUUAUUGUAUACAAAGGGCUUCAACUGUCUAAAAGCAUCAUCUUUGAAGAUCACAUAGGAGUAGAUCGACUACGUUCUAACAAACUUAUUGAUUACAAUGAUUCAAAGAAAAUGAUGAGUUUGAGGACAAAGUGGACAGUUGAAGAUACUUACUGGUUGCUGACAGAAGUUCUUCCUUGGAAAGGCAAUUUGGGAUUCAUUAAGUUUUGUUGUUUACUACUUGCAAACUACAAUAAUUUGCCAGAUGGUGCAUGGAAAGUUUGUCAUGAUUGCGAGGAAUUUGACUUUAGAACAUGCAACAUCUCUCAAUCAGUGGUGUUUUUUGUUGACUCAUCUUGUGUGUCUGUGGUCAUUGGUAUACUAGAUGUUGACAUACUCAUUCAUAUGAAGUACUUGACUGACACAGAUCAUGAUCAGAAGAUCUCGCCGUCUCAAGUUGUUUAUAAUGCAUCAAUUGUCUGCAUUGAUGAAAACAUCACUGCUACUCUAAUUCUGAAUAUUGAUAAAAAGUACAUUGACGAAGAUGCAUUUCAAAGGAACAUAGCUCGGCAACUGCCAGCUGAUCAUUCUGAGGUACAGUUAGUUUCUUGGAAAAGAAAUAGCACAUGGAUGUUGCUAUAUCUCUCAACCAGAGCUGGAUUGCGACUUGUGGAGACAGUUAGUAAGAGAGAGGCUAGAGAUCAAUUUGGUCAAAUGAUAGCCAAGACAUUGUAUGCAAAUUCAGCAAGAAAUGUCUCUAUUAAGGUGAAGAUAGGUGAUUUGCCACCCUCUACAAUACAUGUUACUCCAACUGGAAUUUUUCCAAUCAAAUUCGCUAAUGGCACCUCUCCAUUAAUUAAGUUUAAUCAGAGAACAUUAGGAGCAGUUUGUUUGGUGUUGUUAUUGGGUGUACCAAUAAUUAUUUACUUACUUUCAUCAUCUGUCUUAGCAAGUGGCAAGCAUGAGGUUGGGCAAGACCAUAAACUUGAUUCAAGUGUUAUUCACAGCACAGGUGCUAUUGAUCGUCUCGGUCCAACUGUUAAGGCUGAUUAUGAAGUUGCUGUGAAGAAGGGGAAGUUGUCAAUAAUGCGAGGGAACAUUGACAUGCUUGGUGAAGAAGAUGCAGGCAAGACGACAUGUGCUAUUGAUCGUCUCGGUCCAACUGUUAAGGCUGAUUAUGAAGUUGCUGUGAAGAAGGGGAAGUUGUCAAUAAUGCGAGGGAACAUUGACAUGCUUGGUGAAGAAGAUGCAGGCAAGACGACAUUGGGAGAUGCUUUUCUAGAUCAGCCAUUUAUAGAGAAGAGGGAAAGCAUGGUAGGGGCAAACGUGAAAGUGAUGAGAACGGGAGGCGGUCGAAACACAAACUGGAAGGAACUGAAACCAAAAGAGAAAGAAGAGAUCAUUGAUCAAGUUCUUGUCAGAGGCUUUCUUGCAUCUGUUGAAAGCCAACAACACAGUGAAACAACAAACAAGAUGGAGCGAGUGAAACAACCAAUUGAGACAACAAGCAAGGCAGAGGAAGUGAAACAACCAAUUGAGACAACAUACAAGACAGAACAAGUGACACAAGAUGACGAUGUAGAGGUAGCUAUUAGACAGGCAAGCCAAGAAGUGGAACAACAGUCAUUAAGUAGUAUCAACACAGUAGGUUUACCAACAGCCAGAGGAGGAACUAGUAAAGAAGGCAACGCUACGAACUUGAGGAAGCCACUACGCGAUUUGUUGUUUUCUAAAGAAUUAACCGAGGAGCAAGCAAAGUUAGCAGAGGAACUGCGUCGUGACAAGGCUGCAUUAGAAAAUAGUAAAAAGAUGGUGUUGAUCACAGUGUGUGAUCGCGGUGGUCAAGAGCAGUUUUUGAUGACACACGCAGCAUUAAUGGCAGACAACAGUCAGCACAGUGCAACCGCUUACAUGAUAGUGAUGGAUGGAACAAAGAGUCUUGCAGAUCCCAUACCUCAAUGUUUCUUCCGACCAGGACAAGGAAGCGAGCAGUUGGUCAUGCCACGUUUUGGCCCUACAUCGAGACGUGAGCUGUUAGCUUACCACAUGAAUGCCAUCAAGAUGGCACACCCAGUAGUGGGUUGUGGUCCUUUUCUUGGUCAGGGCUUCAUUGAUCAAGCACCAGUUACAUUUGCAAUGUCAACAAGACAAGACAAAACAAAGGACAUGGAUCCAAAAUUCUUAGAUGAACAAGAAGAAAUAUUGCAAGACAUUGUACAGAAGAAUGACUUUGGUGGUCACAUGGUGUUGGCGGAGGAAAACCCCAAAAAACUGACUUUCCGUGUUGACAACACACGAUCAGGCACUGGCAGUCCGGAUCCGGUGCUAACGAAGGUGAAGGAGAUAUUUGUAGCAAUGGUGCGGUCACUGUGGAGUCAACGAGAUGCUAUUCCUUUGACUUGGGCAGUUCUCGAUAAAUUGUUGAGCAGGGUGUCUCAACUGGAUGACAACGAAGGCAAAAUACUGGACAUCGAAGAAGUGUGUGCGUUGGCACGAAAAUUUUGUGACAUUAUGACACGAAGAGAAUGUCGAUUGGCACUGCAGUAUUUAUCAAGUUUGAGCACAAUUGCGUUUUAUUCUGAUGUGAGUGAGUUAAAGAAGAAGGUCUUCACUGAUCGGCAGUGGCUGGGUGAUGUUCUCAACGUUUUUGUUACCGUUCAUACGAGCAACGUGCCACCAGAACUUUGGGAAGAUCUGCAUAAAUUGAAGAAAGAAGGAAUGAUGUCAUGGCCAUUGGCUCACUAUCUGCUGCUGCAGAAAGGUGUCAAGGAAAGUCAGUUUGAGUCCAUCCUGUACCUGCUGCAUCUAUUCAACGUCAUCUGUCCUAUGAUCACAUCACCGGAGAUGCUGAAGGCUGUUCUGAAGGCUGGACAGUCAUUCUUUGUUCCUUGCUUGCUGGAACAGAGAUAUGAUAACAAGUUGGCAUGGCAACAGCUGGCCGGCUCCACUCAAUUUCCUCCCUCUCUCAUAUUUCGUCCUGAAGGGUUUGAGGCGAUUCCCGAGGCGAUUCCCGAGCCGAUCUACUUUCGCUUGGUAUCUCGUUGUGCCACUGAAUAUGCCAACCCUUGUCCCAUACUAAAAAGAGGUCAUGCUGUCUUUUGUGUGGAUGAUGAUCUUGAUCUGGAACUGGUUUACCAUGAACGGCGUUACAUUAUUGCUACAGUAUAUUCUCUACAUCAAGAGUUUUCUCGUGAUGAUCUGAAACAUCAAUGUAGCAUCAUUCGUCACUUUCUCAUUCAUCAGCUCAAUGAAGCCAAGAAACGAGGAUUGGAUGGCUUCCAGUUUACUGUAUGUGUUAAGCCUCCUCCAACUGAUGCUGAAGAUGCCAAAUCAAUAGAUGAUGACUCUCUUGUGUGCACUGAUAAAUAUCCGCUGCAAGAGUGUUUGGUGAACCGGAAGUAUGAUUAUGUGCCACUAGACCAGUUUCCUAUUCUGGAUAUCUGGUUUAGUGACUCAACGGAAGUCUCAGAUACUAAGACUGCUCUCUCUAAUCCUGAUGACACAUUGAAUGCGCAUCAGUUAGUCAAAGUUGCUGGUGAAGUUGCUCACGAGUGGCAGGAGUUUGUAGCACGUCUAGCACCAGCAUUGUUUUCUAUUGCAAAAAUUAAAGCCAUAAAUGAUGCGAAUUCAACGCCAUUUGAGAGGGCUCGUGCAGCGCUGUAUACGUGGACUGAUAAUAUGGGCAAAGCAGCAACAUGUCGCUUGCUAGUUUUACCAUUAUUGGAAAUGGGCAUGAGACAGCAGGCAUCUUAUCUAUUUGGAGAUGACUUGGUGAAAGCUAUUAGGGGUUUUGCAGCAACUACAGCAUCUCAGCUGAAGUCUGAUGCUGUGGGAAUGAACUUGGAACAGGUAGCUGAAUGCAAACUGAGUAGGAAGCUCCUCAUCGCUGUUGCUCGGAAGGUUGCUACGUACUGGACAGAAUUUGCUGCUUUUCUUCAUCCAGACAUGUUCACUUUACACAUAAUCAGAAAUAUUGAACGUGAACACCAAAGGCUGUUUGACCAGGCUCGUGCGAUGCUGGAACACUGGAACAAUUGUCUGGACCAACAAGCUAGCUGUCGUUUGAUUGUGAAAACAUUUCUGGCCAUGGAAAAGAGAGCUGAAGCAAGUUCUAUAUUUGGUAUAGACCUGCUAGAGUACAUUGAAGAACACAAUUAAUGAAGUGUUAGUUUGCAGACAUUAGUUAAUUAAAUUGGACUUUUGAUCUGUUGCUUUUAACCACAUAAACCAAGUUAUCUACAUGUAUGAUUUGAUGUCAAUAGUCAGUAUAGAGAUAUCCAACGUGUUAUAUACAGAUAUGAAAACACAUCAGGUAUUGAGAAU
Corticium candelabrum is the source of this 5095-nucleotide messenger RNA. RefSeq lists its product as uncharacterized. The transcript is spliced from 8 exons. The coding region runs from base 536 to 4930 and encodes 1464 amino acids. The record is from RefSeq and is a predicted model, not a curated record. Gene Ontology annotation, biological process: signal transduction. Lineage: Eukaryota; Metazoa; Porifera; Homoscleromorpha; Homosclerophorida; Plakinidae. Gene Ontology annotation, molecular function: protein binding.